Molecule: messenger RNA, 2206 nt
Organism: Lethenteron reissneri (Far Eastern brook lamprey)
Lineage: Eukaryota; Metazoa; Chordata; Hyperoartia; Petromyzontiformes; Petromyzontidae
Gene: TFB1M
Product: transcription factor B1, mitochondrial
Biological process (GO): rRNA methylation; transcription initiation at mitochondrial promoter
Cellular component (GO): mitochondrial matrix
Molecular function (GO): rRNA (adenine-N6,N6-)-dimethyltransferase activity; mitochondrial transcription factor activity
Source: RefSeq, a predicted model, not a curated record
UCUGGCAGAGACCGUGUCCUCAAUACGGGUGGAGGAACCGAUGACUGGAAGUUCGUGGAAACAGUCAAAUCAAGACAGUAGCGAUAGCAGAGUGAUAAGGAGGCCGACUGACUGCCAGUGAGCGGGCUACUGGAGCGAAUUGACGAGACCAGCAGCACCGGGCCUCGCUCGCGUUUGACGAGCGCGGUGCUUCCGUGGCCGUCAUCUGGACAGGUCGCGUGCGGGGGACGUUGUGAGCCGGCGACGCGAUGGCAGCCAGCGCCGGCCUGCGCCUACCGCCGCUGCCCACCAUCGGCGAGAUCAUCCGCGUGUACAAUCUGCGCGCGCAGAAGCAGCUCUCGCAGAACUUCCUGCUCAACCAGCGCCUGUCCGACAAGAUCGUGCGGCAGUCGGGCUCGCUGCGCGACGCCUACGUGUGCGAGGUGGGUCCCGGCCCGGGCAGCCUCACCCGCGCCAUCCUGGAGCGUGGCGCCGCCCGCGUCCUGGCCAUCGAGAAGGACCCUCGCUUCCUGCCCAGCCUGCGGCUGCUGUCGGAGGCGGCUCCCGGGCGGAUGGAGGUGGUGUUGGGGGACAUCCUCACAUACCCCCUGGACAACUCCUUCCCAGAGUCCCUGAGACGCAGAUGGGAUGAGGAUCCUCCCAACAUCCACAUCAUCGGCAACCUGCCCUUCAGCGUCUCCACCGCGCUCGUCAUCGAUUGGCUCGAGUGCAUGGCCAAUCGCAGCGGGCCCUUCUCCUACGGCAGGACCCGACUCACGCUCACCUUCCAGAAAGAGGUGGCCGAGCGGCUGGUGGCGAGCGUGCACAGCAGCCAGCGCUGCCGCCUGUCGGUGAUGGCGCAGAGCCUGAGCUCGGUGAAGCUGCGCUUCGUCAUCCCUGGCAGCGCGUUCGUCCCCGCGCCCAAGGUGGACGUGGGGGUGGUGACACUGGAGCCGCUGGUGACCCCGCGGAUCCAGCAGCCGUUCCCACUCGUGGAGAAGGUCGUGCGCAACCUCUUCCAGUUCCGCAGGAAGUACUGCCUGCGUGGCAUCGAGCUGCUGUUCCCGCAGGCGGAGCGCCUGUCGCUGUCCCAGCGCGUGCUGUGCGAGGGGGACGUGAGCCCGGUGCAGAGGCCCGCGGAGCUGAGCGUGCGCAGCGUGGGGCGGCUCUGCGGCGCCUACGCCGCCCUCUGCCUGGAGCGUCCCUCGCUCGUGGCCUACGACUACCGCCUGGAGCUGCGGGACGCGCGGCGGCGAUCGCUAGCGCGCCGCCGCGGGGGGUUGGAGGGGGGAGGAGAGGAGGAGGAGGGGGAGGAGGAGGACAGGAAGAGGAAGGAUGCAGAUGACGGCAGCAGCGUGAACAGUGGUAGCAGUAGUAGUUGAAGCAACAGCAGGAGUGGUAACAACAGUGGUAGCAGUUGAAGCAGCAACAGCAGCAGCGGUAGUUGAAGCAACAACAGCAGCAGCAGCUUCCAAGAGGAGCAGGAGCAUCACAGGCAGCAGCGUCAGUAGUAGCCAUCGCAAUAGCAACAGCAGCAGAUGGAGCAGCAGCUUCCAACAGGAGCAGCAGCAGCAAUAACACGGAUAGCAUCAGCAGCAGUAGCCAUAGCAACAGCAGCAGCAACAGCAGUGGUGGCAGCAGCAUUAAUGGCACCAGCUGCAAUAACGGAAUCAGCAGUGGCGAAGACAACUUAAUUUGAAUAGGUCGGGUGAUUGUGGUCAUCAUCACCAUUAAAGAUAAAGAUCCCCUGUAUAGCCUUAACUUACUGUUGGGGCAAGUGCUGUCAGCGGGUAGCACCUGUAAAAGGCCGCCACGGCACACGAGGAGGUGGGUGGCCAGCACCACGCCCGACCGUUUUCCCAGUGGCGAUGUUUACACAACGCACCAGCUACUGAUUUGAGGCUGAGUCGACCUAGGGGGAUGCCCAGGACCGGUUCAGAUAAUCGCUAUCACUGGUGUUGGCCUUGAGCGGAAAUCAAACCCGGGCCGCCGGGUUCGUAAGCGCAGCACGCUCACCGCUACACUACCGCUCUCCAUCACCACCACCACUGUCAUCACCGCGACCACCAUCAUCAACACCACCACCACUACUACCAUCAUCACCAGCCACCAACAUUAUUAUCACUAUCAUCACCACCAUCAACAGCGCGACAAAAAUAUAAAAUCAGCUUUAAUCGGUGUAUGUUUUGUACAUGUAUGUAGAUAUUAAAGCCUGUAUUUACAUCAA